AUGAAACUUGCUAUAGUUGGGGGCGGCGCGUCUGCCUUUUAUGUCGCCUCAAGGCUGCUCUCUCGUCUGCCGCAGGACGCGCACAGAAUCCAUGUAUUCGACCGUCUUUGGGCACCUCAUGGAUUGGUCAGAUACGGCGUAGCUCCAGAUCAUCCGGAAGUCAAAAAUUGCACUCACAAGUUCGACCACACGGCCACUGAUCCACGUUUUCGUUUCUUUGGAAACGUGAAUAUCCAGCACCAGUCAGAGCAAAUGAACGUCAUUCAACAUGCUGUCCAGCUUCCGUUGUCGUCACUGUACGCUAACUACACUCACCUUCUCUUCGCCUCUGGAUGCCCACUCCCUACUCUUCACCCUGCUCUACCACCGUCCUCGCACUGCAUCCCAGCUCUUAACGUCGUACACUGGUACACACAACAUCCAUCCUUACCUGCUGUACCUCCCCUGGAACGUUUGAAGCAUGUGACUCUCAUAGGAAACGGCAACGUGUCACUAGAUGUUGCACGGAUGUUGCUCACGCCUCCAGAUAUGUUACGACCGUAUGACGUGCCCGAGAGCGUCAUGUCGGUCCUCGAACGUUCAACCAUCGAGCACGUAUCUAUUGUCGCGCGCAGAGGGCCUUUUGAUGCUGCCUUCACUACUAAGGAGCUCCGCGAGAUGAUGAAUAUCCGAGACGCGUCUAUGGCACCCAUACCUCCAGAGCUUCUUGUGGUCCCCACGGGAAAGGAGGUUUCUCGAGCGCAAAGCAGAAGCAUACAACUUAUGCAGAAGGGCUCCAAAAAUCCGUAUGGAUCGACCAAGAAGACCUGGUCCCUCGAGUUCUUCCGGUCUCCAGUCGGCUUAGCGUCCGAAGACCCACUUGGGCCCGCUGAAUUAUCACUGGCGCAUACCACUAUCGAUCCAGCUAAUCCGCGUCGUGCUAUUCCAACGGGGGAGACAUCCAGGUUAUCUACAGACCUUGUAAUUACCUCCCUGGGUUUCCACGCGGAUGAUUCUUCAUCUCCUUUCCACGAUUCGUCUCUCGGGCACCUGCGCACCGAGGCUGGACGCGUUAUCGUCCCAGACCUACCCGGAGGCAAAGAUCUGGUUAGUGGGAGCGUUUUGAAGAACAUGUACGCGUCUGGUUGGGCAUCGAUGGGAGCCAAAGGCGUCUUGGCAGCCACCAUGAUGGACGCUUAUGCCGUCGCUGAUACAAUUUUGAGUGAUCUAGACCACGGGGAUGCCAGUGAAGGAGUGUCUUUGAUGAACCCAAACCCCCAUCCGACAAAUCCACCCCCUGAGAUUGAUGCUGCAGCCGGAAGUGUGGUGGGUUAUGAAGAUUGGAAGAAGAUAGACCAAGAGGAGAUUAGUAGAGGCGAAUCACUUGGAAAAGAGAGGACGAGGAUGGGAUGGCAAGAGGCGAGAGAGCUCUUAGGACGGACGACUUAG
Molecule: messenger RNA, 1428 nt
Organism: Guyanagaster necrorhizus
Lineage: Eukaryota; Fungi; Basidiomycota; Agaricomycetes; Agaricales; Physalacriaceae
Product: FAD/NAD(P)-binding domain-containing protein
Exons: 2
Coding region: 1-1428 (475 amino acids)
Molecular function (GO): oxidoreductase activity
Source: RefSeq, a predicted model, not a curated record